ACGGAUCGCACAAGGGGAAUGCGACGAAGGAACAGUUCAGUAUCAGCCGACGGAGGAGUGUCGUUUUGUCGUUGUUCGAUCGAAUUCUCCGUCAACUAUGCUGUUUCCGCUUUUCGCUGACAGAACACGAAUGAAACGUACGGUGGACAGGCACGUGAUUAAUGAAACAAUCGACUAGGGUUCGACGUCGUCACGAACAUCCAGUCGGUUUGUGGUCGACUUCAAAACGAUCAGUCCUCGUUCGAGACACACGACAUGUGGCCAAAAUUUCGAAGCGGCUCAAGACUCUUCGCUAAAAAUACAUUUGCCAAACUAUCAAAGUGUUACAAGAUUAGAGUGAAAACAGAGAUCAGUGAUACGUUCUAAUGAAAGGAGUCGACCUUUUUCUCAAUCAUGUCAGUGACAACGUGCUUCCGUCACCCGGUCUUUCGAACGUAGUCGUGAUAUCAUGAAAAUUUAUGAAACUCAACCGAAGACAGCAAUCUCUUGGUUAUCCCCUUAGUUAUUCACGUGCCGUGAAAUCCUCGUGAUCGUCUGUCAGUCUAUCUGCAUCGCGCAGGGAAACGAGCGCGAUUCGGUGAAACAUCAUCGCGCAUCGAUGGAGUCCGUGGCAGUUGUUAAAUGGAUCUUCUCCUUGUAGCAACAACUAUAUUCGAAAAUACAGACGAAAUUCGUUGGUAAAAAUUAUGAGAAAACAACGUCGUUUAUACCGUGCCCUUUAUCGAGCGCAUUAAAUUCGAUGCACGAAUGCAUGGUACGGUGAAACAAUCACGAAACAUAUGUAUGCAGGAAAAUCACUAGUGUCGAAUUUCAAUCGGGACUCCCCACGUCCCGUCAAUAAUGUUACUAAACGAUAUCAAUAACAUAGCUACCGUGCCAUUGUUUCUCGUCUUGUAAAAAAACGCGCGAACAUUUGACAUGUGCGAUAAGCCGGAUUCUAUACAAGUUACAUAAACGAGAAGCAGAACAAUUACUACUCGUGAGCGGAGUAUGAACACCGUUUAUCAGGUUUUGGUAUAAUGAAGUCAUCCAUGAAAAUGGGGGUGGUAGCCGUAAUAGGUCUGUUCGUGGUGUUCUACCAAUAUCAUUUGUCUACCAGUGUGCGAUUCGAUCAGAUAACUGACUUUAACACGGGUGGAUCCGCGGAAGAUGGUCCCGUGCUAUCCCAGGAAGAAGUAGAACGCUACGUAAGGACGUCGAAAUUCACCGAAGAAAUGAUCAAAAGCGCUGUGCGCCGAGUUCAAGAGAUUAACGGACUUAGUCCAGACAUAGCGUCGAUGUUAGUGCAACAGCUAAUAAAUCAUUUGCACAAGAAUAUCUUCGAGCUGGGCGAGAACAAUUCGAAGAUCGCGCGAUUCGAACCUAGUCGAAACGCGACAUCGAACGAACAGCAAGAAUCAUCGAUGAAGUUAAACAAAACACCGGAACCGCUGUACAUAAUCACGCCGACGUAUCGCCGACCAGAACAAAUACCCGAGCUUACCAGGAUGUCGCACACUUUGAUGUUGGUAAAGAACAUUUACUGGCUCGUUAUCGAGGACGCGACCGUUGCUACCAAACAAGUCACGAGGCUGCUACAGCGAACAGGAUUGAAGUUCGAGCAUCUCACUGCUCCAAUGCCUGAGAAGUAUAAGCAGAAAAAGGGUGCCAAACCACGAGGCGUAUCUAAUCGAAAUCGUGGCUUGCAAUGGAUCAGAGCGAAUGCGACCAAUGGCGUUUUUUAUUUUGCCGAUGACGAUAAUACCUAUGACAUAGCUCUUUUUGACGAGAUCCGUAAAACGAAACGAGUCUCCAUGUUCCCCGUUGGAUUAUGCACCAAAUUUGGUUUAAGUUCUCCCAUCAUUAAGAACGAGAAGUUCGUUGGAUUUUACGACGGUUGGAUCGCUGGACGAAAAUUCCCGGUCGAUAUGGCAGGUUUUGCGGUAAGCGUGAAGUUUCUACUUCAGAGGCCGAAUGCAUCGAUGCCGUUUAAGGCCGGCUACGAGGAAGACGGUUUUCUGAAAAGUUUGGCGCCAUUCGAACCAAAGGACAUCGAAUUCUUGGCCGACAACUGCACCAAGGUGCUCGCUUGGCACACGCAAACAAAGAAAAAUGAACCAAGUGCGCCCCUUGAUAUGAAACUAUAUGGUGAAACGAACCUAGUUAAACUGAAACAACAAAUAGUAUGAUGUAGUCUGACUACGAUUGCACUUCCGAGUUCGAUCUGAUUUUAAUCAUUAAUAAGUACGACAAACAAAGUGAUUCAGUGCCUGAAGUAUCGUAAAGUACGAUUGGCGUAGCAAUGAUCUUCUUUUCUGGUCUUUUAUUCUUCGAAAGAGUUCGAAAGAAACUAUAGCUUGUUUAAAAUGGACUGGUUGAACAAAAUUAUUUCCCUUGUUAUAAAUAGACACUAUAUAGGCUAUCUUUUUACGUUGCUCUUUUCUUAAACAGACUUUAAAGUGGAAUUACAAUCUAUGAUAGAAUCAUAUUAGAUUAUUUCAUGUUAUUUCAUUUUAUGUAGAUUAUUUAAUCUUGAGCGAUUGAUAGAUUCGAAACAAAAUAUAGUUUUGUUUAUAAUUCAAAAUUCUUAGAAGAAGCUAAUGUGCAAAGAAAAUGGGAACUAACCAAACUUUGUUGCAGUGGUAUGUUUCUGUAUAGCAUAGAGUAUAGAGCAUUAUUUUAAAUAUUAACGUAUUAAUUUUAGUUGUAACGAAUAACAUAUAAUGUGUAGGGUAAAGACCAAUUAGCGCGAGAAAAGUAAUUUGAUUUAGUUACGAUAAAACUAAGAGAACUGUGAGAAAGAAAAAUCUUUAUCGUUCAGUAUAUACAACUUCUUGCAUUAUCUUCCGUUUCGCCUUGCAAGUUGUUUGUUUUCUGUGUAGGUACUCUAAAUUUGAUAUGUGAUCAAUGGAUCAAUUUUUUUUAGAAUUCCACAGUGAAUAGCGUUCGUCAAAUCUUUAAUGAAACAGAGUGAAUGCAAGUUACCUUUUAUACUUAUCGUUGUUGUACAAAUAUCGUUUUAUAGUAUAUUUCUAUAACAGCGUAAUAUAUUUUUGUCUUGUGAAACAACGAACAAAUACAAAGUGUUUUGCGAAAUAGCAAAUAGGAAACCUUAAUAUUUUAACGUUCUGUUUUUAUAAUUAGGAUCCUUAAUAUUAUUAGUUCAUAUUAUUUUGUGUUACUUUUAAGGAGAUUGCCUACAUGUGUAUAAUAUAAUGUAUUAUGAAAUUAGGCAGUCUUAAAUGAAAAAAAGAAAACGUCGAUAAAGGAAGACAUUAUGCACACCGAUUUUUAAUGGAUUGUAUGAAAUAUCGUAAGAUUAUACAUAGUUCGCGGAAGGAAGAACUUCGAUCGUCGAACGUGAAUUCAUAUCGAAUGCAUGCGUAGAUAGGAAACAAAUGAAAUGUAACGAAGCGUUUCAAAAGGUCUGUAACCAAAUCUCGCAAAGAAAUGCUAAUUUGUACGACUUUUAAAUGAUCAACGUUUAAAGUCGAAAGUAGAGUAUAAUACGGAAAUUAAAAAGUUAUUUUGAAAUUUUAAUAGACCUUUUGAAGCUUCAUCUUAAUAUGCAACAUUGACUUACCAAAGUAAUGCAAGUGAUAUACAAAAAAUCUAAGUUAAACAGAGAUAUUUUUCAGUUCUUGAUUAUUGGAACUCGAUGUUUCAUUAUCAAAACGUUUAAGUUCUCCGCGCUCUUGUUGCUCAAAAUAAAUAAGAAAAAUAAUUUAGAAUGCGGCACGCAUCUGGAACGUUAUUAUCUAGUCUAACAACGUUGUAAUGAAUCUUAAAAUUAUCAAAAAAUCUAUUACCGCAGUGUCGAGCGAAUAUAAUUGUAUAUUUCUUUGAAAAUUCACAGGACAAACGCAAAUUCAUUUUUUAUAAUUUUUUGAAAUAUUCGGUAUUGGAGAUUUACAGUAGUGCUACGUUAACUGACCGACAUUGUUGAAGAUCAAAGAUAAUUGGAAUUUUCUAGAAAUAUACCUCCUUUAAUAACUGGCCAGAAGUCCCAACCCGUGGCCAAUUAGCGAAGCACUAUUAUAAUCUUUAUGUUACAAACUAUAAAUAUAUUUAUACGUAUUAGCCAGAUUUUGUCGACACAUAAACAUAGUUUCGUGAAAGCGUUUCGAGCACUACGUGUAAAUUGUUAAACCAAGUCUGCAAUUUCCUGCAAUUUGCCCGUACUCUAAUUAAGCGGAGAUACUAUAUCAUGAAAGCAAUAAACUCGUUGUUAGAUAA
Messenger RNA from Bombus pascuorum, 4215 nucleotides. It is a transcript of the gene GlcAT-P, whose product is annotated as galactosylgalactosylxylosylprotein 3-beta-glucuronosyltransferase P. Gene Ontology annotation, cellular component: Golgi membrane. Bases 1020 to 2168 code for a protein of 382 amino acids. The transcript has 5 exons. Lineage: Eukaryota; Metazoa; Arthropoda; Insecta; Hymenoptera; Apidae. Gene Ontology annotation, biological process: carbohydrate metabolic process; chondroitin sulfate proteoglycan biosynthetic process. The record is from RefSeq and is a predicted model, not a curated record. Gene Ontology annotation, molecular function: galactosylgalactosylxylosylprotein 3-beta-glucuronosyltransferase activity.